UUCUCAUAAAAUACAUCUGUCCUUUGUAAAGCCUUAGUCAAUAUGAAUUUCACGGUAUUUACAGCUUUGAUGACGGCUUGGCCUGACUUUCUUCUAACCUGUUGAUAUUUUUGCUGGUGUAUUACAGACUCAGAGAGAAGAGAAAUCAUUACAGAUCGUCUCAGCUAUCUCAUUAUUAUUCCUUUCGUUAGAUAUGAAUAUUCAUUAACUAAGACGUUGUGACGUAGCGUCAUAACGAUGUACCGAUGAUAACUUUAGAUCAGUGCUAUAUGGUCGAGAGCUAGAGCAGAGCUCGCAUCUAUAGUAAUGCUAUUAUAAUACGCUCAUUAUCAUCCCGACCUGACCGAGUGCGCACAAUUGGGUAGAAGGCUGCAGUGCUUAUGAUGUCGUUAAUUCUCUACACCGAAAUCUUCAGCAAGCAAAACAAAGAAAAUAAAAGCAGCUCGCGAUAGUGUUAAAUGAAACCUGAGUUUCCCGCAUCCCUUUCGUGGAAAAGACUACAGGGUGGAUUUUCCCUGAUUUUUCGACAGAAUUAAUGGGGUACCAGAUAACUUCAAUGAAAACUAGAGCAAAUCGUAAUUACUGUACAGUAGUUUUGUAGUAAUAAGGCCAGGCUAUUGCAAUGCGCCAUUUUGAAGCGGCACUAGGAGCUUUAUCAGUAUAGAUGCCGGGAGUUUUGGUUCGAUCGAUGGUGUACAAGACCGGAGAAUUAUAAUGCCACACACCCGAUGGAUAACGUGAAAAAGAAGAAAUCUUCCUUUUCUAUAUAUGAGUUUUAUCUGGAAAUAAUUUCUCAUUAUUAAGUGCAAUAUUUACGAGUUUUCAGUACUGCGGCGGUGUGAGCUACAUUUCAUGUACGGUAGCAAGCAUGGGUGCUUACUAAGGAAUAAUCGACCUCUGAAAACUGAAGUAGGCUCGAAACUGAGUUUCAAAAGUGAAGCCAAGGAAUGGCGCGAACAAAUAAAUGUUGUGCUAUUAUUCGUAUGAAAGAAGAUAACGCGCGAUUUAUUCUGCUUGCAUUUUUUAUUCUAUUUUAUUGGUUGAUGGGUGCGACAAUAUUUCACUUUCUAGAGAAGGAUCAGGAGAAAUUAGAGAGGGAAGAAUAUACGUUGGUUCUUAAUAACUUCACCAUGAAAUACAUAGACACGAACAUUGUUAAACAGGAAGAUUUUAACGAUCUUUUGGAAAGUCACGAAUACGCCGUCACCAAGGGUUUAACGGCUAAACACAGGGAUCGAUGGGACUUUUCGGGUGCAUUUUACUUCGUCGGCACAGUAGUCUCAACUAUAGGUUUCGGGAUGACCUCACCAUCAACAAAUGAAGGAAAAGUCUUUUUGAUAUUGUACGGAGUGCCCGGAUGUGCAGCAACCAUUUUGUUUUUCAAUCUAUUCUUGGAAAGGCUGAUAACGUUCGUUGCAUAUGUACUCAAAGAAUGGCACCGGCGGAAUGUAAAGAGGAGAGCGUUGGUAGGAAACGGUCCGGUUGAUCAGAGAAUUGUAGCAGAAAUCGACGAGGAACUAGAGAGAUGGAAGCCGUCGGUUUAUCGAGUAAUGGUACUGUUGGGAAUAGCAGCAACUAUCAUAGCAUUGUGCGCCUCCGCGAUGUAUAGUUAUGUUGAAGAAUGGGAUUAUUUUGAAAGUUUCUAUUUCUGUUUCGUUGCGUUCAGCACAAUUGGAUUCGGGGACUACGUAACAAGUCAAAAAACUGACUAUGAUAGAACAGCAUUAUACAGAUUUGGAAACUUUUGGUUUCUCGUAGCGGGUGUAUGUUGUAUAUAUUCAAUGUAUAAUGUUGGGUCAAUAGUUAUCAAACAAUUCCUAAAUUUUGUUUUGAAAAAGUUAGAAUGUCGAUGCUGCCAGAAGCCGAGACCACGACCGCGACGAAACGCAAUCACCCCCGGCCAUAUGCGUCAACCCGUCCAAAGGACGGGGAGUGCGGGAAGCAAGAAGAUUCCGAAAAAAGUCGAAGUCCAAGAUGUUGAUUCUAACUACGACAGUGAUACAGAGGUAAACCAUGGCGGUGACGGUCGCCGUAAUUCGGGCGAAAUGAUCUCGCUCAAAGAUUUUCUUGCACAUAAUAAAGUGUCGUUAGCAGUUAUGCAAAAGAAAUUGUAUGAUUCACAGAAUAACCAGAAUAAUACAAGGAGUAACGGAGCUCUCGGUAUGCCUGUUGGCGGAGUCGCGAUUCUGAAUGAUAAGUUGCAAGAGACAGAUCGCCGAGACUAACAUUACGUUGAUAUGCAAAUAUAUUUCAAUUACUCGAACAAACGCCGAUUUAAACAUUUCAAAGCCAAACAAAUGUUAUGUAUAUAAGUUUUACACUUUGUCCAGAAUGUUUCUAAGAUAUGUUUGAGCAUAAGUGGCCUUAAUUUUCAUAUCCCUAGGUCCCCAAUAACAUGGUAUGAAUGUAGGCCUGUACCCAGUGGUACCUAGGGUGUUUCUAAUGUGUAGAUUUCACGUAUGAAAUGUGCGAAGGAAUUCUUAAAACCACAAUCUGCUUAUUGACGGUCAAUCAAUAACAAUUAUUUAUUGCUUAAAAAUAUAGAUAAAACUGACUACUGAGAUUAACUAGGCCUACAUCGUAUUGUUGAUUGCGUUGAAUGCACAAAUUCAUGGUCAUAGCAUAUGUAAAAAAGUAUAUAUCGCUGGAACCUUCGCUAGAUAAAUUUGUAUAUUUGUGUUGUUACAAAAAAUAAUGUCAAACAGUGAUUAUCUAAAUAAGCCUAAUUUUUUUUUUAGCUUUAUGUAUACUUUUAAAUAAGAAAAAACACCUAAACCUACCGUCCCAAGAUGCAUUUCAACUCACUAUUUGCCAAAGGAGUAUGCAACACAGGACUUUGUUCUUUAAGCAAAGAAACUAUAUAUAACACAUUAUUUCUUUUAAAUUAUUAAAUAUUUAACGUGUUUGACUUUAAAAUGUGCAAUCCGCUAUACUUGAUUAUUCGUGAUAAAAAAUACUAGAAAACGUUAAGACUUGACUAUUUAUGGUCAAUUUGUGACGAAUAUAUUUGAAAUAUGAUGAAGCCUCACACUUUCCCAAAAAAGUAAUAACAUUAAAAAUUUAAAAAAGGGCAAAUAAUGGUUUUAAUACUAGGUUUUAAAAAUUAUAUACGUACUCGGGAAGACUUUUUUUUUAGUAGCACCACAUUUGUAUAGUUGUUGGCCGAGGCUAGUGGUUGUUUCGAAUUUGGUGUAAAUGUUUCUGGUAUAGGCCUACCUCCACUCGGCAACCGGUACUGCGAGGUGGUGGUUGUGAUUGUGCGUGCGUGAAUAUACUAUUAUUUUCGAAUAAGCUUCUUAACCCCACCCUCGACAAAAAAUAAUACACUCCUAUGUUGAUGUUAGUAUAUCUUAAUAAUCACCUUUGGCUGAAUAAUGUAGAUGCAUCUGUAUGCGUAUUAUUCUAUGCAAAAUGAAUAGACUUAUCAGUAUAGGGCCUAGAUAUUCCACAUCCUAUUGUUAUUAAGGGGGUGAUUUUGUAAAUAUUAUAAGAUAUAUAUAUUAUAAAUAUAUAUAUAUAUAUUAUAUAUAUCAUUACUUCCUUAUGACUGACUUUAAUUAAAUUAAUGGGAAACUCAGAAAUGAACGAUAGAGUAUCUUGAUCCGUUUGUUUAUUAGUUUUAUUAUGUACUAUCCAAAGCUACAUUUGUGACAUGUGUAUUAACGCGGUUAUAAAUAAGUGCUUAUUUUAAAUUUAUAUACAAUUAGUUAUGAGUUUUUUAUUUGGCAACCAUUUUCACAUUGUUAUUCAUUGAAAUUGGUCACCAGAUAUUAACGUCACAUAGGCUUGAGAUUCUAACAUAAAUUUGGUGUAGACCUAUUAUUAUGAUUUUUGCAUCAUUCGAGUAUCAACUAAGGUUUCAACAUUUUGUGCAAUUUAUCUAUACAUUCUGUUGCAAUGAGAAUUUGGUGUGGACGCUCCAAAAGUAUUGAGCUUUAAAGUCUUGUUUGGGUAUUAUUGUCAGGUUCUUGUUAGCAUCCGGGUUACAAGCGUCCGCUAACCUCAGAGAUUAUGGUGAUACCGUACUAAAAAGCAGACGCGUUUCCCGUAUUCAUUAUUAUUACGAAAAUUGCGCGUCAUAGUAGUGCGUGUCAUACUUACAUUAUGCGUUCAUUUUACAGAUAAUGUUUACCAUGUUUUACUAAUACGGUACGAUGGAAUUAUUAAACUUAUGAAUAUUGUUUGUGAAUUAUCUACGCGUUUACAAGUAAGAAAAACUACACAUCUAGAUUGAUGCCGAUUAAAACCCGAAAGCGCAUUUGAGCAUUAUGUGAUGUCACUUGGGUUUUUAACACACGAUACAACGGCUUUCCAUAAUGUUUGAGGUCCGAUAUCUCUGUAGACAUGUUGUUUUAUUAUAUGAAGAAAAAUUAAUAUGGAUAACUGUGUGUAGAAAUGAAGACAUAUCAGAAACAAACACACAAGUCCCUCCCGGAAUAUACAACGAAUGUGAAGUGGGACAAAACCUAUGUGAAUGCAAUGUGUGAAGCACGCAGGAAAAAAAAGCCCGUAAUAAUGUUUAACGUGAGUAAAUUGUGACCAGUUGAGCAUUACACUGAACGCACAUCUACGUGAUCCAGUUUAAGUUAACCUGGCCAAGACUGGAAUGAUCUGCUGAAAUGGAGCGUACUAUCUGUAAGCUCUCUUGGCGCAAAACUUUCUAUACGUUUUCCAUCGUACCGUAUAAUUAUUACGACUCGUCCGUAUAGUUAUUACAACUCGGAUUUAUACAUUUGUUCCAAUAUAGCAUUUCGUUGUCAAUUUUCAGGUAUGUUCUCUUGAGUGUCAGAUUAUCAGGUCAAGUUGUUUAAUGGCUUCUAUAUUUUGAUCAUUCACGUUUGAAUACAUUAUUUAUUUCACAAUGUUACAUAAUGGAUGCGAUGCGCCAUUUAUAUGACUUUCAAAUAUUGUCAGAGGUAGGUUUUCAUCAAUAUUUUACACAUGACCAUUAAUAAUAUAAACUGCAAUGCGACAAGUUUUAACUUAGAAAAAUUAUCGAUUUACCAUCCUCAAUCCUGUCUAAAUUUCAGGUCUUAUUAUGUAAUAAACCAAUAGAAAUCCGAAUACACAUUAUGCUUAGUAAAUAUAAAUUUAUUCAAAAGAUUAGUCAGAUCAGAUAAGAUAUAUCAGUAAUUGGCUUCACAAAUUGUUUGAAAGUAGAAAGAACUUGUCGAAUUGGAGUUAUGUAGAAUAAAGUACAUUAAAAGGAAACGAAUUGUAAAUAUUGUUGGUAGUUACUAUGGUAACAUAGCUAUUAAGUAUAUCAGAAUAUUUGGAAAAUAAAAUCCUUUCUUUUAAUCGCUA
Anneissia japonica is the source of this 5304-nucleotide messenger RNA. RefSeq names its product potassium channel subfamily K member 13-like. Gene Ontology annotation, cellular component: membrane. Gene Ontology annotation, biological process: potassium ion transmembrane transport; stabilization of membrane potential. Gene Ontology annotation, molecular function: potassium ion leak channel activity. NCBI's taxonomy places the organism in Eukaryota, Metazoa, Echinodermata, Crinoidea, Comatulida, Comatulidae. The transcript has 2 exons. The record is from RefSeq and is a predicted model, not a curated record. The coding region runs from base 948 to 2225 and encodes 425 amino acids.